AUGCCUCCAAAGCCGCUCGCCUUACCCACGCAGCUGCUCAAACAGAUCGGUGCGCCGGAUCAAUCUGCCACCUCUAGGUCGAACCCUCGUUGGAAGAGCCAAGGACAGAACAGAAAAGAUCGACGGAAAGCCGACAGGCAGUCAAAAAAGCAGCGACAGACAACAACGUCGCGGGACCAAUUUUCACAGAGCCAACGUCCGGUCAGUACCCACGGAAAGGGUGACGAUGGCAAACGUCCUUUCGAGGAGCCGGAAGAGCCACGCAGCUCUGCCCCGAAAAAGCGCAAGCGAGAGCAUAUCAGCAAAUACCAAGACGAAGACGACGACUCUCAGAAACCUUUAGUGUUGAACCAACCUUCUCGUGCUGUGCAAGAAAGGCUGGCCAAAGAUGACGCCGAAAUCGAGCAACUUGAGCGCAAGCUAGGAUUGAAGAAGGGUCGGAAGUCCAUCCCUAAGGCUUUUAAGGAUGACGGACUUGAUGAUUUGCUGGGCGAUCUCAACGACGGCAACGAAUCAGAUGAAGGAAGCCACAGGGUCAAGAGCGAGGCCGAUGCAUGGCUUGCGGCAAAACGAAGGAAAGCGACCCAAGUCCAAGCAAAGUUUCGGUCUACAUCAGGAAGCGACGACGAAGACGAUGAUGAUCCGGGUUUUACAGACGAAAGGGCAUCGGACGAAGAAGAUGACGAAGAAGAUGACGACGACGACGAGGAUGACAAUGGAAUUUCCAUGGAAUAUCAGGGCGACUCUGAUGACCAGGGCUCAUUGGGAGACUUCGACUCGGAAGAUGAGGAAACUGUCCAAGAAUCCAAGCCUAUCAGAGAGAAUCCAUAUCUCCCACCAAUCUCAGCUGGCUCGCAGCUCCCCAAGUACAUUCCUCCAUCGUUGCGAGCACGAUCGGGUGGCGAUGCAGAUCUUGAGGCUCAGAUCCGAAGGAAGCUGCAGGGUCCCGUCAACAGAGUCACUGAAGCAAACUUGGUAUCUAUUGUUGGUGAGAUCGAUAGGAUCUAUCAGGACAACCCGAGGGGCCACACCAACAAUAUCUUGACAAGCCUGCUCAUGGCUCAAAUUUGCGAUCCUACCAGCAAACCCGAUACGCUACUCGUCCUAUCCGCCGGUUUCAUUGCUGCCCUCUACAAAGUCAUCGGUAUUGAUUUCGCCGCGCAUUUUCUUACUACGGCUGUGGAGCGUUUUCAGGAUGAGAGGCACAAAGCAAUAGUAGCAGUCAGUGAAGACCGCAUACCCACGAAAGAGACGUCUAAUCUCCUCACGGUGCUUGCGGAGAUGUACAUGUUCCGUGUCGUUGGUAGCAACCUGAUAUUCGACUUUGUGCGGCUCCUUCUCAACGAUUUAUCGGAACUGAAUGCCGAGCUCUUACUACGUAUUGUUCGUGUAUCGGGCCCUCAACUACGAAAGGACGACCCGUUGGCGCUGAAAGAUAUCGUCAGUUUGAUUCGUCCCGCGGUAGCUAAGAUCGGGGAGAGCAACCUGACGGUUCGCACCAGGUUUAUGGUCGAGACCAUCAGUGACCUCAAGAACAACAAGAUCAAAGCCGGUGCACAAGAUCUGGCCAUUCUUGGUGAGCAUGUGACGCGCAUGAGAAAGGUCCUGGGUUCUCUUGACACGCAAAGGCUCAAGGCAUCAGAGCCCCUUCGCAUCGGCCUGAAGGAUAUCGAGAACGCAGACAAGACGGGCAAAUGGUGGCUGGUAGGCGCCAGUUGGGCAGGCCAGGAUACACGAGAGGCAAAUAAGGAUAAGGAGAGAACCACCACCACAGGAGAUGUUGACGAUAUGGUGGUUGCGGAUGCUGACGAUCUGGCCACUCACGAUUACACGCAAUUGGCAAGAGAACAAGGAAUGAACACUGAUGUUCGACGAGCCAUAUUUAUCGCUCUUGUUGCAGCUGCCGACUGUCAGGACGCAUACAUGCGUAUUCUGAAGCUGCGACUCAACAAAUACAACAGACGCGAGGUGCCAAACGUGCUCCUCCAGUGCUCAGGAGCACAGCAACACUACAACCCUUUCUACACUUUGGUAUCCAAAAAGUUCUGCACCGAUUCACGGAUCAAGCAUGCCUUUCAAGAUACCUUGUGGACCCUGUUUCGGAGACUCGGUGAGCCGCUUUUCGGAGAGGAGGCUGAGGAGGAAGACGAGGAGGGGAUAGACGACCGGCGUCUUAUCAAUACUGCUAAGAUGAUGGGAAGCUUAGUUGCUGACGGCUCUGUCAGUCUUGGAGUCCUCAAACCACUCAAUCUGGCUUACGUCAGGGAGAAGACCAGCUUGUUCGUCGAGGUAAUGCUCAUCACUGUACUUCAAGAGUGCAGUCACGUGAAGGGCAAGAGCCUGGAGCAAGCCCUUGGAGUGUGCUUCGGCAGCGGGUUGGCGCCAGCCCUCGCGAGGAGCGUAGGCUAUUUCUUGCGCAAGAAGGUACGGGUUACAGACCUUGUUGGCGGCAAGAAAGAGACUAGAAAAGUCAAGGAGGCGUGCAAGGUGGCGGAGGCGUUACUGGAAAAGCCAGACGUGGGCGAAGAUGCGUAG
Messenger RNA from Colletotrichum fioriniae, 2535 nucleotides. NCBI's taxonomy places the organism in Eukaryota, Fungi, Ascomycota, Sordariomycetes, Glomerellales, Glomerellaceae. The record is from RefSeq and is a predicted model, not a curated record.